Molecule: messenger RNA, 1473 nt
Organism: Aphanomyces invadans
Lineage: Eukaryota; Oomycota; Saprolegniomycetes; Saprolegniales; Verrucalvaceae
Exons: 1
Coding region: 44-1195 (383 amino acids)
Molecular function (GO): mRNA binding; metal ion binding
Source: RefSeq, a predicted model, not a curated record
UUUUUCAUUUGCUGUUGUUAGUGUCGGCAGGUCUGGAAGGAACAUGCUCGUUACCGCGAUGGACCAUAUUCAUCAGUCGAGACGCCUAAACCUUGGCUUGAUGAGCUCCCAUGAGGCUGACGCCGACUCGGAGUACCUGGACCUGGCGAACCAUAACAUGCAUGCGCCCCCUCUAUCGUCGUACCACUUGUCUUUGCAACACUCCCACUCGUUGGACUUGAACGCGCAAUAUCUCGACCAAGACGGCCUUCAGGACGACCAGUAUACGUUGGGAGGUCAGCUCUCAAGUCCCAAGAACAACGCGAAGCCGUCGCUUUACAAAACCGAGUUGUGCAAGCGGUUCUCCGAAUACGGUAGCUGCCGAUACGGCGCCAAGUGCCAAUUUGCCCAUGGUUUGCCGGAACUUCGCCACGUCUUGCGCCACCCCAAGUACAAAACUACCAAGUGCAAGUCGUACUGGGGCUCUGGACACUGUCCGUACGGAAGCCGAUGCCGCUUCAUUCACGAAGAGGAAGUCUACAACCCGAACGUGAAGAACUCGUUCCGCGGUGGAAUCACCCAAGACAAUGAAUUAUCCCCGACUGGACAGAGUGGCCCGUCGUUCUUGAACUCGUCCCCGUACGCCCCCGACUUUUCCCCAACAUCCUCCGAUAUGGGCCCUGGCAUCUACACCACCGACUUUUCCCACGGCCCUAGCUCGCCGCAUUCGUGGCUUGGCGACGGAAGUCGCAGUAAUUUUAUUCGCUCGUCUCCCAGCGACAUCAUGUAUCCUACCAAGUCCACCCCUAUUGGACCCAAGAAAUCCCCCAUGGCUGGUAGUCAUCAUCAGAACGACCUCGACCACGGCGCGGAGUACUCUGGUCUGCAAGACGCCAUCAAGGUGCUUAUGAACUUUAACUACGACGAGUCGGCGCCGUCGAUUGCCCCCGCGUCUUCCCCUUCCGGCGCGUCCCCGUUGUCGAUCAAAUCGCCUCUGGCCCGUGGAGACAUGUCGCUCCACGCGGAUGAGUUGUGGAAGGACUUCAGUGCUGCUUCCAUCUCCGACGCUGCCGAUGACGUGUCUGCCUCGACUUCGUCCGAUUGGUUUCGCAAGGACGUGCAACAACCUCCGACGUCUUCCUCUGGUGCGACGCCUUCCCAGGCCGAAAGCCGCGACGACAUCUCGCGCUUGAGCUUUUUCACCAAGUUCAAAUAAGUUGCGAUUCUGUCGAUGGACUCCAAGUCGUCCAGCGGCUGCUCCACACAGCGCGGCGCGAUUGUACAAAGGGAAGACGCGAUUAUUUUAUUUUAUUUACAGGUAUAAAUAUUUCCACUGUUCCAAUGACAUGGCUUGCUCCGCUCUACUGCCCAAGCCUCUGAACGGACCCUUUGCAGCGCGCAUGGAUGUGCGCAGAAGUGCGCUAGAAGCAUUCAUGUUCGAGGGAUUGACGGUGGGAGCGCGAUGGGGGGCCGGCGCCAGCCAGUCAGUAGGGC